Messenger RNA from Phlebotomus papatasi, 678 nucleotides. It is a transcript of the gene zetaCOP, whose product is annotated as coatomer subunit zeta-1. The coding region runs from base 62 to 598 and encodes 178 amino acids. Gene Ontology annotation, cellular component: COPI vesicle coat. The transcript is spliced from 4 exons. Gene Ontology annotation, biological process: intra-Golgi vesicle-mediated transport; retrograde vesicle-mediated transport, Golgi to endoplasmic reticulum; intracellular protein transport. NCBI's taxonomy places the organism in Eukaryota, Metazoa, Arthropoda, Insecta, Diptera, Psychodidae. The record is from RefSeq and is a predicted model, not a curated record.
GUCCACAAGCGCUGUUAGCAAGUGUUUCUUUUUCAUUCCCUUGGACACGUAUUCUGCCGCAAUGGAAGGGAGUUUACUGGAACCAACUUUGUUUACUGUGAAGGGAAUGUGCAUCCUGGACAAUGAUGGCAAUCGAAUUCUCGCCAAAUACUAUGAUAAGAAUACUUUCCCCACGGUAAAAGAGCAGAAAGCAUACGAGAGGAAUCUGUUUAAUAAAACCCACCGGGCCAACGCGGAAAUCAUCAUGUUGGACGGAUUGACGUGUGUCUACAAGAGCAAUGUUGAUCUCUUUUUCUACGUGAUGGGCAGCACCCAUGAGAACGAACUGAUCCUUAUGUCUGUGCUCAAUUGCUUGUUUGAUUCCGUGAGCAUGAUCCUGAAGAAGAAUGUGGAGAAGAGGACGGUGCUGGAGAAUCUGGACAUCGUAAUGCUGGCAUUUGAUGAAAUAUGCGAUGGAGGAAUAAUCCUCGAUGCCGAUCCAUCGUCGGUGGUGAAGAGAGUGGAUCUCCGCAAUGAUGACAUUCCAAUUGGGGAACAGACCGUUGCUCAGGUGUUCCAAUCAGCUAGAGAACAACUCAAGUGGUCGUUACUUAAAUAAAGCAAAAAAAAAAAGUCUUUUCACUCUCCCAAAAAAACAAAUGAAAUGUUUCUUACAACAAAUAAAUUAUUCUAAACUUG